Messenger RNA from Somion occarium, 720 nucleotides. The record is from the annotation of a GenBank genome assembly. Lineage: Eukaryota; Fungi; Basidiomycota; Agaricomycetes; Polyporales; Cerrenaceae.
UCCGUACACAUUCAUUCGAGAUGAUCAACUUUGGCGAACAGACAAUAUUAUGCAAGAACUGACAUUUUUCGGAACCAUAAAAAAUGUAGCGACAUCUGUCAGCUAUACGAUAAAGGAACCUGUACAGAAUCCUGGUCUCGCACAUCCCCCAUUGCCUCUGUAUUAUCCCUGUAAUGUUUUAGCAUGUCUCGCUCGAUUUUUGGAAAAGGCACAACAACAGCCGAUCUCUUGAUUCAAGUUCGCAAGCUCAAAGAGGACUGCGUCUCAUUACGUCAAAUUUUUAUCUCCAUCUUGCAGCAGCUUAAGAGUGUUGCCGAUAAUUCCUUCCUCCCUCUCGAUCACGCGAAGGAGCUCAAGAGGUUCAUUGACAUCUGGGACAGGCACUGUGGGGUAACGUAUGUUCAAAUUAUAUGGAGGUCACGGUACAUUGCCGAGAAAGCCGAAGAAUCUGCAAAUUUUCUUGGACUGCUAUACAACCUUCUCCAUAACUGCAAAACAGCUUACACGGUGUUCUCGUUGACGUAGAAGCGCACAAAACUCUCACCGAGCGAGAUGAAAGAAGGGGCCAGGAAAUAGUGAACGAUCUCGUAAAACUCAAUGAGGAUGUGGCGCAAUUCUCUCAUGAUUGGAAAGUUUCUCUGUCCAGCAUUUCCCCUGUGUUCUAAAACUCUCUCACCACGGUUUCAGGAAAAGGUUUACCAACAAAUGCAGAUCGCAUCA